Molecule: messenger RNA, 832 nt
Organism: Astyanax mexicanus (Mexican tetra)
Lineage: Eukaryota; Metazoa; Chordata; Actinopteri; Characiformes; Acestrorhamphidae
Product: oxytocin-neurophysin 1-like
Exons: 3
Coding region: 38-523 (161 amino acids)
Cellular component (GO): secretory granule; extracellular region
Molecular function (GO): neurohypophyseal hormone activity
Source: RefSeq, a predicted model, not a curated record
CGGAGACGCACCGGGGGAGCUGGACAGAUUCAGAUACAUGAUGAGCACGCACGCGCAGUCCGUCCUCUGCACUCUCUGUGCGCUCCUGCUGCUGGCGCUGUCCUCUGCAUGCUACAUCCAGAACUGCCCCAGAGGGGGCAAACGCUCUGCCCCGGACACCGAUCUCCUCAGGCCGUGUCUGGUGUGUGGCCCCGGAGGUAAGGGCCACUGCUUUGGCCCCAGCAUCUGCUGUGCAGAGGGUCUCGGCUGCUUCAUGGGGUCCGCAGAGACCGCCCACUGUUCAGAAGAAGAUUACAUCCCGUCUCCGUGCAGAGCUGGCGGGAAGCCAUGCGGGGCCAAAGAGGGCCACUGUGCGGCCCCUGGAGUGUGCUGCCACUCGGAGGGCUGCACGUUGGAUCCUGACUGCACAGAGAACAGCGGUGGAGAGCCGGCUGAACAGAGCAGCAGUUUAACUGAACCAUCGUCACGAGGCGAGCUUCUUCUGCGCAUGAUCCAAUCCAACAGAGCAAGGACUUCAUACUGACCUCCUGUACCAAGGAGACCCCUCACAGUGCCUGGAUAUAGCUUAUACACACACACAAACACACACACACACACAUAUACUGUAAAUACACACAUACAGACACACACAGUACAUAAUAAGAAUGUAUACACAAUGCAUCAGUAUAGUAAAAGGUCACAGACAAUGGUAUUAUUGAAAUAUACAGUCAUAAUUUGAUCUAGUGUGAUCUGUUUACACUGGUUGGAAUGCGUCUAAAGAAAUAUGCACUGUAUAAUUUGUGUGAAAUGAGUGUAAAUAUAAAAUAUAGCAAAUAAAAAUGAUCGAAGACUG